Messenger RNA from Aspergillus brunneoviolaceus CBS 621.78, 1041 nucleotides. Its product is annotated as UPF0261-domain-containing protein. The coding region runs from base 1 to 1041 and encodes 346 amino acids. The transcript has 3 exons. The record is from RefSeq and is a predicted model, not a curated record. Lineage: Eukaryota; Fungi; Ascomycota; Eurotiomycetes; Eurotiales; Aspergillaceae.
AUGCGCCAACCGGAAGUAUUGGGGAAAAAGCGCACGUGUCCCGAUGUGGAUGAGGGGAUGAGAGCACCAGCUGCUGAUGAUCCCUGCCGAUUUCCUGAAUCUGGACCCGGACCAGAACCUUCAGCCGAGCCAGGAGAUCAGGAUUGGAUUCUCUUUGCACAGCAGGGCUAUUGGGGUGGCGGCCCGAGCCAUUUCCUGGUGGCGGAGGUGGAGGCGGAGGUGGAGAGCUCUACUUCGGGUAUUAUCUACUAUCUACUAUCUACUAUCUACCUCGUUGCAGAACUAAAAUACCGAGCAAAGGACGGAAGACAAACCCGUUUCCAAUCGUCUAAUAUGCCGCAUAUCAUCCUUCUGGGAACGCUCGAUACCAAGCGCACAGAGGUUCUCUUUCUCUAUCGACAGUUGCAGCACAAUGCCGCGCGCUCUUCAACACCUCUGGAAAUCACCCUGAUUGACUGUGGCCGACAGGACACUACGGAUGAGGCCAUCACCUUCGGCCAUGCCGAUCUGCUAUCAAAAUAUGCAGCUAGCCACAGCCCCGCGAUGGCUGGCGGAUGCAUGAGUUGCGAUACUAGCCGCCUGGAGGCAACACUAAAGCGUGGAAUCCCCAACAUCAUCUCCAUCGGGGCCACGGACACAGUGAACUUUGGACAGAUGGAGUCCGUCCCACGGCAAUAUCACGACCGCAAGUUGCAUGCUCAUAACCCAAAUGUGACCUGUAUGCGGACCUCUGCAGCUGAAUGCCGCAGUGUGGGACGUUUCAUCCUUGACAGAAUUGGCCGGUUUGCUCAGACCCCAGAAAUGGUUGAGGUGUGGCUUCCUCGAGGAGGAACAAGUAGCAUUGGGACAGCCGGGGUUGUGUUUGCAGAUGCUGAAGCUGAUGCCGCCCUCGCCGACACUCUACAAUCCGGGCUGGAAAGCAUGAAGGUUAGGGUGUUUUCUGAUGGGCGAGAUCUUAAUGACAAGGGAUUCGCAAUUGCUAUUGCGGACCGUCUUAUGGCCCUCGUGGCGCAGCACUCGGCUGACAUCGCAUUGCGGUAG